AUGACCGAUAGCGACCCUAAAACAGACUCUCUCGACGUCAAUACCCUCUCCUUCAAACUACCCUCUUUUACACUGAGCAACCCCCGGGUUUGGUUUCGUCAAAUGGAAGCGGUUUUCUCAACGAGUCGCAUUACAAGCGAACGCACCCGCUACUCCUAUGUGGUGCAAAGUCUCCCCUUCGACGUUGCCGUCGAUGUUAACGACCUCCUCGACCCUAUUCCUGUAAACGACUCGUACACCCAGUUACAGAAUGCCGUCAUCCAGAGAGUGGCCAAGUCGGCCAAGCGGAUACUACGGGAGUUGUUCACACAGGUAGAACUGGGAGAUCAAACUCCUUCACAGCUUAUGCGCCACAUGCGCUCAUUACUGGCUGGUCGUCAUAUGGACGACGAUAUUUUUCGACAAAUCUGGUUGGAUAAGUUGCCGGUUCCCAUGCAGCAGGUUUUGUCUAUGCUGGGCAUUAGCGUCUCUCUAGACAAAUUGGCCAAUCAUGCCUAUAGGACCAGUGAAUGUAACCCAGUCGGUGCGACAGGCGCCAAUAUUCAACUGACCUCGGUGCCCGACAGCUCGGAUAGAGUAGCCAUCUCCUGUCCAGAAGGCACUCCUUCAUUGGACGCUUGUGUGGAGCGCUCGGCCUGUCGUUGUUCAUCACGCAGAGACACCACACCAACAGGCCCGUCAAGACAACUUUAUAGUCCCCACCGCGGUGACUAUGAUGAUCUAAGAGACACUGUACGUCUUCUUUGCACACAAGUGAGCACAAUGUGCACUGCCAUUAACAACUUACAGUCGUCCUCAAACCGGUCACCCUCACGCCGUCGUUCUAUAUCUCGCGAACGCCCUCUACAAUUCUGUGUUGAUAUCAUCGCGUUUGCGGUCCGGAAGCACGCAAGUGCAUUCCUCCCGGCACAUACAUGCAGCCCUCACCACAGGGAAACGACCGCACCAGCCAGUAACGGCGACGGCUGCCGCUGGCCAGUCACGACCCAGUCGCCUCUUCUAUAUCAGUGAUAAGACGAGCGGCCUCCGUUUCCUUGUCGAUACUGGUGCCGAGAUUUGUGUGAUCCCGCCUCCAAGGCGCCACCAUCUCAAACCUUCGCAGUUUUCCUUGCAGGCUGCCAAUAGCACCACCAUCAACACUUAUGGUCAACGGACGCUCAUACUUGAAAUCGCUCUUCGGCGACGUUUCCAGUGGGUCUUUGUGCAGGCCGACAGGCGGGCAGAUUUCCUAACUCAUUUUGGCCUUGCAGCCAAUCUCAAGCAUCGCAAACUUAUCGAUACCACAACUGCACUCUUUACCGUAGGGAUUGCUGCUUCUGAACCUUCAGUUAGCAUCCAAUUGAACGUACCAAGCUCACCCAUCGCUGACAUUUUGAAUGACUACUCGUCCUUCACUAAGCCCAGUCGGUUCACUGGGGAGGUUCAGCAUACGGUUAAACACCACAUCAUCACCACGGGCAACCUGUCUACGCUCAUCGUCGCCGUCCUCACCCCGAAAAACUUCGGAUAG
Messenger RNA from Spirometra erinaceieuropaei, 1510 nucleotides. The record is from the annotation of a GenBank genome assembly. NCBI's taxonomy places the organism in Eukaryota, Metazoa, Platyhelminthes, Cestoda, Diphyllobothriidea, Diphyllobothriidae.